Anastrepha ludens (Mexican fruit fly) is the source of this 1315-nucleotide messenger RNA. RefSeq names its product cuticle protein 19 (gene Cpr62Bb). The record is from RefSeq and is a predicted model, not a curated record. The transcript has 5 exons. Gene Ontology annotation, cellular component: extracellular matrix. The coding region runs from base 205 to 786 and encodes 193 amino acids. NCBI's taxonomy places the organism in Eukaryota, Metazoa, Arthropoda, Insecta, Diptera, Tephritidae.
CGUGCGUUUGUUUUGUGUAUUUAAUGGAAACUUGAUCUCAGAAUUGGCACAGUAUUCCGGGCAACUCAGCAGUGUGCAAAUCAGUGGUGCCGUCGAAAUACUAAAAAAGUUAUAAAGAAACCCCUAAAGGCUACUCCUUGCAAUAUAAAAUUGUGAAUUUGGUGGAACUCUGCGUUUUUGCAAAAACAACGAAAUAAAUUCAAAAUGGCAAGCCUGAAGUGUAUAUUUGCUCUUACGAUUGCUCUGUGUGCGAGCGCGGUGUUGGCGCGACCAGGAUAUGCUGUCGAUUAUUAUAAUCAUCCCAAGUACGCUUUCAAUUAUGGCGUAGCCGAUCACACAACAGGCGAUGUGAAGUCACAACAUGAAACGCGUGAUGGAGAUGUUGUCAAAGGCCAAUAUUCGCUUGUCGAACCAGAUGGCUCUAUUCGUACUGUAGACUACACUGCCGAUCCCAUAAACGGUUUCAAUGCCGUCGUAACAAAAUCUGGGCCCACAGUGCAUGCCCAAGCAUUAGUUCCCGCACCACAUUAUGAGCCAGCUCCUGUGGUGAAACAUGUAGCGCCUGCACCUGUUGUGGUAGCUGCACCAGCGCCGUACGCUCCUAAACCAUACGCCCCAGCACCCAUCGCUCCCAUUCACUACGAUUAUGACGAUUAUAGUCAUGGUGCUCAAUACGAGUAUGUACCUCAGUACAGCGGUCACUAUGGUGGUGGCGCCGGUUACAAUGGCCACUACGAAGGACACUACGGCGGACACCAUGGAGGUCAUUACGGUGGCCACUAUUGAACACGCCAAAUGCGCGCACGCAGCAUUAUAGAGCAGAGUACAACUCUCCACAAUAUCAUUAAAGGGAUCGCGGCGUAAAAUUUACACUAGCCAUCAUUGACAUUCAUGCCACCUCUAUCUUUCAAACUGCCUGCCUCCAGCUUACUCGCCAAUGCUUUCAAUAUUUUUUAACUAAACCUACAGCUGCAACUGUCCAUCAAACUAGUUUAUAAGUUUAUAUUGUUUUUUUAUUGGUUGUUGUCCGACAUGAAUUGUGUGCAAGCUUUAAGUUUCCAUAAAAAUUGAACGUUUGUAGGUACUUAUGAUAUAUAUCGGUUUAAAUAUCUACUGAGUUACAAGCUCAUUAACAAUGCAUUCGUAUUCUGUCAAAAGUGUACUCUCCACCAUUCUUGUAACAAAACUAUUUAUAUAAACGUAUGUAUGUAAGCGAAGAAGAUGAUUUACCAUAUAGCAUUUUUGUAAUUUUUUUAUUUGUAACAAAAGAAAAAUAUUUUGUAACGCAACAAUAAAACAAAUACUCAAAAAUUAA